AUGCCAAACCGCAAGAGAAAGCCUAUCCCUCUAGCUCCCAAGCCCGCCAUUAUGAGAAGCAGGAAAAAAGCCAGACAAGUGACCACACUCUUUCACAAACUGACAAGAGAAAGAGACCACGCACUGGCUCAGAAGAAUACCGCAGAAGUCACACGGUUGGAUCGCCAACUGGAGGAGAUGGGAGGGCGAGAGGAGUACCAGCGAGCCAGUCAGUUAUCGACAUCCUUUCAUUCUACCAGUAAAUGGGUGAUAGGUGGUCUUGCUCGUUUUGGGUGGCUCCAUGGGAUACCAGUUGUCGAGACGACGAAAAAAGAUGGUGAUGAAGGACCGCAGAAGGUUGGGAAGAAGGGGAAGAAGAGGCGUCGCCCAACUCGUCUGUUGGAAGUUGGAGCCAUCAAUGCGGAAUUAUUAGAUGCUGCUGAACAGAAGGAAGUAGCAGACGGAAACGCAGUCGCAAAACCAAAGUACAAUUUGAGCGUCAGAGCAAUUGAUAUUCAUUCUAUGGACAAACGCAUUGAAGAACAAGACUUCCUGAAAAUUCCCUUUGCAAGCUCAGUCACAGAAGAGCGUUACGAUGUAAUUGUGUGCUCUAUGGUUCUAAACUGUGUGACAACACCGAUGGAUCGUGGGAAAAUGUGCGCUAGACUUUACCAUCAUCUUCGACCUGGAGGGAGACUAUUCCUGACAAUCCCGAAGUUCUGCUUGACCAAGAGUGCUUUCCUAACUCCAGAAUUGUUCCUCGAAUUGUUAGGAGAGAAAGGAGUUGGGUUUGAAAUCGAAGAGACUAAGGAGAGUCCACGGGUUUCUUUCUUUAUUUGUCGUCGCCCAGAAGAGCCAAGGACAGCCACGCUCAACAAGCUCUGGACCAAACAAAUUGUUAGGCGCAAGGGGAAGAAAUUUCCUAACCAGUUCUCUGUCAUACUCUCAGAGUCAUAUAUCCUCGACUCAUAA
Molecule: messenger RNA, 951 nt
Organism: Cylindrotheca closterium
Lineage: Eukaryota; Bacillariophyta; Bacillariophyceae; Bacillariales; Bacillariaceae
Source: the annotation of a GenBank genome assembly